Corticium candelabrum is the source of this 1466-nucleotide messenger RNA. RefSeq names its product transmembrane protein 143-like. The transcript is spliced from 3 exons. The coding region runs from base 10 to 1440 and encodes 476 amino acids. The record is from RefSeq and is a predicted model, not a curated record. NCBI's taxonomy places the organism in Eukaryota, Metazoa, Porifera, Homoscleromorpha, Homosclerophorida, Plakinidae.
UAGCCUGAUAUGGAACCUCUUCGUGUUCUCUCUAGUCGCAUAGGAUGGAGAAUUAUGUCUUUGAAAGACAGCUUAACGGCUGUCGUUACUGGAUCUUGGAAUAAAGAUGAAGACAACUCAUUCCUGGCUGUUGCAAUUGCCGACUUUACUCAUCCUUCUGAUAGAUUCAUACCCACAACGCGAAGAGAACUAGUCGGAAGACUUAUACAGAAAAACGAUAUCAUUGCAAAAAACGAGGAGGAAAAGUUUGAGCAAUUUGCUCUUGCUCUGGAUGGAGUUCUUACGUCAAGUCAUCACCAGACAUUGACAGACUUGAAGCAAUAUUAUGAUCCUCUUGAUCCGGACAAAGACACUGUGUCACCUCGGAAGGUUUUAGAACGAGACAGACUUGAUAGAGAAUUCUGGCUAUUGAGAGGCCUAGAUGGAUUGACUUGCAAGGCAAGUUACUAUGAGUUGCCAAGAAGUUAUCUGAAUGGUCUGCUACAAGAGCACAGUACAGGAGAAGGUGUGAAGGUUAGUGUGAACCCAAAUAACUACGCAACUCUCAGAGUAUGGGUUAGAAGCCUGCAAGAUGAAUCACGUCAGACUGCUUCUCGGUAUCAACGUGUUUUUGGUCAAGUUGUAGAUGCUACACGGAAACAAAUGGGCCACAAGAAAGAUGGUCUAUCAAACCAUAUGUACAAACGGGUCGUCCUGGCAGUAAGACACAAAGCUGCAGAGAAACUUAUUUUGAAAGUGUUUAAAGAGGUUCGUUGCAGUCGUCUGGAGACUCUACUUCCGAAUGGAAAGAUCAAGAUGAGCAAUGGCAUGCGGGCGUUUCUCAUAGCUACAGCUGGUGCAGCUGCUCUUGGUUUAGCUGUCAGGUCCUUUUCAUACUUAGGUGGCAUGCAGUGGUCCUACCUAUUGUUCUUCACUUCUUCUCUUGUUGGUUUGAGGAUCUGGCUCAGUUACCGCAACAGGAGAAAUGCAUACUUGGUGAGUCUUUCUCGCACUCUGUAUUACAAAAGUAUUGCUCACAACCGUGGAGUUCUCACAUUGCUGGUUGACCGUGCAGUAGAUGAGCAGUUCAAGCAAGCAAUACUGGCAUACGUCUGCCUUCUUCCUACUACAGAAGAGUCUUUGCUCUCUUUUCGGUCUGGUAAACCUUUAGAUGCACGAGAUCUCGACCACAAGGUUGCUGGAUGGUUGAAGGGAACAUAUGGUGCUCCAGACAUAUUCAACUGUACAGAGGCAUUGAAAAACUUGGAGAUGCUACGUCUCUUGAAACGCGAUGAGAAUGGUCAAUUGUCAGUGUUGCCAUUAGAGCAGGCUCUAAUGAUUCUUCCCAGCAGCCCAGUUUGCUUCAGUAGGUGGCCUCAAGCUAGCAUAGAUGAAGAGGAUGAAAAAAUUGAGCUGACUGGACAGACAGAUGUAGGCAAGCAAGAAACAGGCUGGUCAUAAAUAAUACAAAGUAAACGGAUAGAAAU